AUGUCUAAUAUAAGUCCAUUNGACGAUGGACUUAUCGAAGUGAUCGGUUUGACAACAUAUCAGUUGCCACUACUGCAAGCGGGAGGACACGGAACAUGUAUAGCCCAGUGUAGAAGUGCUAAGAUAAUCACCACCCGCACCAUACCUAUGCAAGUGGAUGGCGAGCCCUGUCGUCUCUUGCCAUCUAUCAUAACAUUACAACUCAGAAAUCAGGCAAACCUUAUCGCCAAAGCCAAGAGUCAUAACCAAAUAAUUCACGUACCUACACUCGAAAAGUUGACAAUAAAAGUGCGAAAAUUGAAUUUAAAUGAUUACGAGACCUAUCAUUACGAUAAGCAUAAGCUUAAGGAAGUCUCACUAUUAGUGGGAAUGCUAUGUAUCGAUCAGAACCUGGAGUUAGUUCACGUCAGAACCAAAAUCAAUGAAUUAAUGCGGGAUAAGAGUUAUAAUAGCGUUCAAUCCGGUGCUGAUAAUACUUGUGUCACCACAAAGUUCGUAUCACAUGACUGGUGUUUCGUCGACUCCUGUACAGCCGAACGAUUUUUUCGUAUCGACAGAGCGCAGGAAGACCUCCACUUCGUUGUCGACAUCUGCACCGAUGAUCUCUAUAUUCUCGAUCCGGAGAGUCCUAAUUCCGAUGAUAAGGACGAGAUUGAUAUCUUUGACACCACCUCUGAGUCGGAUUUUAUCACUUUUAAUAAUAAUAGUCUUAGGAAUGCAUCCCAUCAGUCAUCUAGUGAUGAAAGUCCCACCACUUCUAUAGGCCGAACCCACUCUAAUCCAAUCAAUGUUCCACAAGACUUCUCUCAGGAGGAGGUCCUCUAUGCCGCCAAACAAGCAGACCUCUCAUUACUUAAACAAUUGCAUCACAAAGGGAUCAGUUUAUUAGCCGUCGAUAAGAAAGGCCUGUCAGCCCUACAUCACGCCUCUCGUCUCGGUUACGAAAACAUAGUCAGUUUCCUUCUGUCGGCCGCGCCGUCUGAACUGAUUGACUUGAUUGAGACAGAGAGCGGUCAUUCGGCUCUUCAUAUGGCCGCUCAGCACCGACAGCACAACAUCUGCACAAUGUUGGCCUCAUACGGGGCCUCCCUUUCCAGAGGCAGACAUGGGGUGCAGCAUAGGCGCAGCCUUGACGGCGAGGGGAGUCCCAGUGCCGGUGCCUAUCGAGACAACUCAAUUCAGGGAGAAAUCAAGAUCUCGACCGAAAGUGGAGAGACCCGGACACUGAGGUCAGCGCCAGACUGGGGGGAAUCGGCCAUCAAUGCCGACCACUUAUGGGUGUCGACCAACGCGUCCGGAGAUCUGUGUUAUGUCGGCGAAAACGACUGUUCCAAACAAGGACCCAGAUUAUGCUGUCCUGCCUGCAAGAUAACGGCCCACACCGGAUGUAUAAGCAUUUUGAUCGAUAAAAUCCGAUUCCAUUGUAAGCCUACCUUCAAAGACGUCGGCGUCCGUCAGUAUAGAGAACAAACUGUUAUCCAUCACCAUUGGGUGCAUAGGAGGCACCAGAAGGGAAGGUGCAAACAGUGCGGCAAAUCUUUUCAAUCGAAACUCUCGUUCGGCAACAAAGAGAUAGUGGCCAUAUCGUGCUCCUGGUGUAAGACUGCUUUCCAUAAUAAGGAGAACUGUUUCAACAUUCAAAGGAUCGGCGAGAACUGUCCCCUCGGACACCACCAGGACAUCAUUGUGCCGCCCUCUUGGAUCGUCAAACUUCCGCGACGGGGCUCAUUCAAGUCUUCAAUAAGACGUUCCCCGAAGACCAAGAGGGCGUCUUCCAAGAAACGGACCAAAAAGGACGAGUCGACCGCCACUGUAACCGUUGAUAAUCAUCUGCACCAUCAGCUGCACGCACUUCACGGCUCAUCGCCGCCGCCAACCAAAGAGUUUGGAUCACAGCACCGGAGUUUCGCAAUCAAACCGAUUCCUUCGUCGAGCUCUAAGCCAUUACUAGUGUUUAUUAAUCCAAAGAGCGGUGGAAAUCAGGGCUCAAAACUGAUGCAAAAGUUUCAAUGGCUCCUAAACCCGCGCCAAGUGUUUGAUCUCUCCCAGGGUGGGCCUAAACUGGGAUUAGAGUUGUAUAAGAAAGUGAAUAAUCUGCGAAUACUCGCGUGCGGUGGCGAUGGCACUGCCGGUUGGGUGUUAUCAGUGUUGGACGAAAUAGCUAUAUAUCCUCCGCCGCCACUCUCAGUACUACCCUUAGGCACCGGCAAUGACUUGGCGCGAGCGCUUGGUUGGGGCGGAAGCUAUACUGACGAACCGGUGUCUAAAAUCUUGCUCAACAUAAAGGACGGGGAAGUCGUACAACUCGACCGCUGGAACCUGAGGGUUGAGCGCAAUAACAACAUAUCGCCGACUGAACAAAACGCUAUCAAAGAAGACGAAGGGGCCAAACAGGAGCUGCCGCUCAAUGUUGUCAACAACUACUUCUCCAUAGGAGUGGACGCACACAUCGCCCUAUCCUUCCACGAGGCCCGAGAGGCACAUCCCGAGCGCUUCAACUCUCGGCUCAGGAAUAAGAUGUUUUACGGACAGGCGGGUGGGAAGGACUUACUGCAACGCAAAUGGAAAGACUUGUGUAAUUACAUCACUCUGGAGUGCGAUGAAGUGGACCUAACCUCCCGACUCAAGGAGCAUAAAGUGCAUUCUGUCCUAUUCCUCAAUAUCCCGAGCUACGGGGGUGGGACCCGGCCCUGGGGCUCAACCUCUCCAUGCUAUGAGACUCCGAGAACAGACGAUGGACUUAUCGAAGUGAUCGGUUUGACAACAUAUCAGUUGCCACUACUGCAAGCGGGAGGACAC
Messenger RNA from Oppiella nova, 2799 nucleotides. NCBI's taxonomy places the organism in Eukaryota, Metazoa, Arthropoda, Arachnida, Sarcoptiformes, Oppiidae. The record is from the annotation of a GenBank genome assembly.